This is a messenger RNA of Pipistrellus kuhlii (Kuhl's pipistrelle), 4152 nucleotides long. It is a transcript of the gene SCRT1, whose product is annotated as scratch family transcriptional repressor 1. The record is from RefSeq and is a predicted model, not a curated record. Gene Ontology annotation, molecular function: DNA-binding transcription factor activity, RNA polymerase II-specific; RNA polymerase II cis-regulatory region sequence-specific DNA binding. Lineage: Eukaryota; Metazoa; Chordata; Mammalia; Chiroptera; Vespertilionidae. The coding region runs from base 589 to 1656 and encodes 355 amino acids. The transcript is spliced from 2 exons. Gene Ontology annotation, biological process: regulation of DNA-templated transcription.
CCGCACUGCGCGCCGGGUCGCUGGCCGAGGUGCUGGCCGGGCCGGCGCUGGCCGCGGUGCUGAAGCUGCCGCCGCCGCCGCCGCCGCCGCGCUCUCCGGGCCCGGCGCCGCCGCCCCCGGGGGCAUGGGGGGCCGCUGACUGAGCUCCGCCGCGGUGGCGGGGGGGAGGGGCCGGGGGCUGCGGAGCCGGGCCAGCCCUGCACCCACUCGCAGCCUCCGGGCCCGGGACGGAGCCGCUCCCCCCCUCCCACCCCCCAGCCCCCUCCCCCGCCUGUCCAGGGGCGGCACUGCGGGCUGGGAAGCCGGGACCAGAGGAGGGAAGGAGGGGAGGAAGGAAGGGAAGAAGGAAGAAGGAAGGAAGGACGGAAGGAAGAGGAGAGCGGAGAAAAGAGGGAGGGGAGGACGCCGAAGAGGAUCCGGAGGAGCCGAGGAGGAGGAGGAAGCGCCGGGAGGCAGGAGGCCAGAGGAGGCCAGCGUGGAAACCCGGCCGCCCGCAGCGCCGCUGGAUGGUGACGGGGCCUCGCCGCGGCCGCAGCCCCCCCACGCCCCGGCUCCGCUGGCCCGCAGCGCCGGAGUCCCGCAGAAACCAUGCCCAGGUCCUUCCUGGUCAAGAAGGUCAAACUUGACACGUUCUCCUCCGCGGACCUCGAGAGCUCCUACGGGCGCGCCCGCGGCGACCUCGGCGCACGGCUGCAGGAGAAAGGAUACCUCAACGACUACGCGGGGCCCACCUCCGUCUACGAUGGAGACGCCGAGGCGGCCUUGCUCAAGGGGCCGUCCCCGGAGCCCAUGUACGCGGCGGCCGUGCGGGGAGAGCUGGGCCCGGCGGCCGCGGGCUCGGCGCCCCCGCCCACGCCGCGCCCGGAGCUGGCCACGGCCGCGGGCGGCUACAUCAACGGCGACGCGGCCGUCAGCGAGGGCUACGCAGCCGACGCCUUCUUCAUCACCGACGGCCGCUCGCGCCGCAAGGCAGCCGCCCCCGCCACGGCCUCGGCUCCGGCCUCCGACGGCUCCAGAGGCGGCGGGGCCGCGGCUGGGUCCCGCGCGGCGGGGUCCGGGUCCGGGUCCGGGUCCGGGUCCGGGGUCCGGGGCGGCGGCGCGCGCGGGGGGGCCGGCGCGGAGGCGCGCGCGGGCCCGGGGCCCGGCGCCGGCGGCUCGGGGGGCCGGCAUGCCUGCGGCGAGUGCGGCAAGACGUACGCCACGUCCUCGAACCUGAGCCGCCACAAGCAGACGCACCGCAGCCUGGACAGCCAGCUGGCGCGGCGCUGCCCGACGUGCGGCAAGGUGUACGUGUCCAUGCCGGCCAUGGCCAUGCACCUGCUCACGCACGACCUGCGCCACAAGUGCGGCGUGUGCGGCAAGGCCUUCUCGCGGCCCUGGCUGCUGCAGGGCCACAUGCGCUCGCACACCGGCGAGAAGCCCUUCGGCUGCGCGCACUGCGGCAAGGCCUUCGCCGACCGCUCCAACCUGCGCGCGCACAUGCAGACGCACUCGGCCUUCAAGCACUUCCAGUGCAAGCGCUGCAAGAAGAGCUUCGCGCUCAAGUCCUAUCUCAACAAGCACUACGAGUCCGCCUGCUUCAAGGGCGGCCCCGCGGCCCCGGCCCCCGCCCCGGCCCCGGCCGCGCCGCCGCAGCUCAGCCCGGUGCAGGCUUAGGGCGGCGGCCGCGCCCCCGCCGGUCGGCCGGGUUGGCUCUCAGCAAUACGGGCCCCCAGACGUGUCUCCGCCGGCGGCGGCGGCGCUCGGGUGGAGGGAGGGGCCGGAGGGCGGGCCCCUCCUCGCAGCAAUAGGGGGAGGGGGCCCCCGCCUCGCCCGCCUGGGGCCUCGCCUGCCCCUUCAAGCAAUAGGGUCCCGAGGGGAGACCCACCCCGAGCUCCCUCCCUUCCCCUCCAGGGUGCCCCAGGCUUUUCCCCAGCAAUAGGGUCGAGGAGACCCAGAACCGAACCUCAUCUUAGGUUUCUGAAGGCGGGGGGCGGGGCGAGGCAGGGAGCGCCCCUCCUCCCUCCUCUGGGCCCCGGAUCGCGCCGCAGAGACUCAGGUCUUCCCAACCCCUUCCCGAGCCGUCCGGGGCCAAGCCCGCGGCCCAGGAGUCCAGGGAGCCGGCCCCUCCCCGGCAGCAGGCCCGGCGGGGGCGGGGGCUCAGCCUGCGAAGGCUCCCCGCCCCCCAGUCUCAGCUGAGCCCCGAGAGUGUGAGGCGCGCGGGGGGCCGGGAGGGAGGGAGGCGGACGGCGGCGCCCUCCCCCUCGGGUUCCUUCCGGGGCCUCAGUCCGAGCCGCUCCCUCACCCUCGCCUCGCAUUCUCUGCCAAAUCAGAUUCUUCCAGCCCAGCCCCCCCCCCCCCCGGGCUCUGUCCUCCAUACGAAUAUAAUGACGCAUAUCGAAUCGCAUGGACUUCUCCGACCUCUCAGCCCCCCGCCCCCGCCCCCCGUCCUGCCCCGGGGCCCCCCUCCCUCGUCCCCGGGGCCCAGCAGGCAGGCCCGGGCGGCCCUCCACACACCUCUCUGUAUUCGCUUUGCGGGUAAAGCCCCCUGGGGGUGCGGAUGCGUCGGGUUUUUCUUUUCUGUAUUUUAACGUUUUAUUUAUGAACGGAUUGCACUCGGGUCAGGGAAGGGGCGCCGAGGCGCAUCCUUUCCCGUCGACGCCCGGGGCUCGGGAUGCCCAGGACCGCGCUCCCCGCCCACGGGCUCCGCCUCCUGGGAGCCGUAGGCCCCGCCCCCGAGCCGCAGGCCCCGCCCCACUCGGUUGCCAACUUCUCGCCCGUCUAUGCCAAAGCCUCGGCGGCGGCGACUCCGCCCCAAGGGCCCUCCCCAUUGGCCGCCGCCGUUGUGACGUCACUGCAUGCAGCCCCAGCCCUCCUCCCGUCCCUUCCCGGGGCUGCCCGCUCCCUCCUCCUCUUAGCUAGUCCGAUGCCGAUAUAGAGCAAUAAUGCGCACUGCAUGCGAAGCUGCCGCCGCCUCUAGUGACUGAGAAUCAGGUAUCCCCGCCCCGCUGCCCCCUAGGCCCCUAGAUCAGGGAUGCUGCGCGGGGCCGGCCGCGCAGCCUUUGUCCCCCCCUUCCCCGCCCCGCCCCCCCACGGCAGGACCCGGCGGUGUGACGGUGUCAGGGGGUGGCCCCAGGACCCCUCCUUUAGUUGUUGAUCACCCACUGAGUGUGCAUUGGGUACCUCCCUCCUAGGCGUCAGGCCCACUGCUGAGUCUGCCAGGGCCUGGGCGGCCUGCGGGGGUUGCCUAUUGGUGGCGGGGCCCAGCGCCCUUGGGUGUGCCAGGGACGGUGGCAGAGGCGAAGAGAGAGGCCAGAUCCCUAAACCCAAACCCGCACCCCAUCUUCCCACCCCGGGCCAGUGCUGGGCGUAGUCGGUCUCUGCCUCUGACUUGGGCCUGAUGCGGGACAAACACCUCGACCCCAGGAUUCCAUGCCCUGGCUCUGCCGCCGGCUCAGCCCGUGGGGACAGGUCCCCAGGCCAAGUGGAAAGGUGCAGGCUGGCGGCCGGCCUUUGGUCAGCCCCAUCCCCCAGGGCCCCAGCCCCGCGGCCGCUCAGCUGCCUCCUCUGCAGGCAGGGCCCACACCCCCAACCCCUACAUCCCAGGUCGAUGCCCACACAGCUCCCAAGCGGGGGCCUGCCCGCCUGUGCCGGGCACACCCGCAUGCACACGCACACACAGGCACCCACCUCCCCCACGCCUGUCUGCCUACCGAGGGAGAAGGCCGGAGGGCAGCGGGCCGGCCAGGGCCUCCUGCUUCUCCCCACCCCACCCCCCACCCCGCCGUGGAAAGCCAUGGGCCCCCUCCUGCCCCCAUAACUAAGCAGCACAAUAACCGACUUAGCGAAUUCAGGUAGAAGGAACGUUUAGGUAGCACCUAUUUUGUACUGAUUCUACAGCAGGGCCCGAGAUGCGGGGGCCCUCGGGUGGGGGCUGCGGCCGCCGGCCCGCCCCGCCUCCACCCCCGCCUGCGCCCCGCCGCCUUGUACAUAUACUCCCACCCGGAACAGGCCGGGAUUUUUAUUCGGGCCGCGCCCCUCUUCCGCCCCCGUUUGGGGCCGGGCCGGCCGGACAGACGGACGGACGGACAGACCUCCUUCCUAAGCACAAUAGCACCAGCUCCCCGGAGCGCCGCACCUCCACGAGGAGAAUAAACGCCACUCUUGAUAGAA